Messenger RNA from Eruca vesicaria subsp. sativa (arugula), 780 nucleotides. The record is from the annotation of a GenBank genome assembly. NCBI's taxonomy places the organism in Eukaryota, Viridiplantae, Streptophyta, Magnoliopsida, Brassicales, Brassicaceae.
AUGAAUCGAGCUUUCGAGGUUCCCAAAGUCAGACUUAUAAGGCAUCAUAACCUUAUGCAAGACUAUCAACAACUGCAUAUGGAUACUGAAGCAAGGAGAAAAAGAUUACAGACAUUACGAGACAGAAAGACAACACUAAUGGCAGAAGUCCGGUUUCUUCGGCGGAGAUACAGACAUUUGAGACAGGACCAGCCUGUUAGGCAGACACAAGAUGUUAAAAUGGGCAAAGGGAGAUCAAAUGGUGGGAAGAAGAGUAAAACACAUAUCCAAAUGAUGAAAGUGUCUACUAGUAAUAAUAAGAGAAGUGAAGCAGAAACUAAACAUGUUUCACUUCCUGACUUAAACCAUUCCGGAAAUGAAACCAAAACAAGUCUUGAGAAAAGAGUUCCUCUGUUUGAUCUAAACCAGAUAUCUGGAGAAGAAGAGGAAGAAACAGAAACAUUGAAGAAUACUGAAGAGAGAAUGAGACUGAGCAGCAUCGAAAUGCAGCAGAAGAAGAAAGUGAUGAAGCUAUUGUCUUGUAGGAAUGGAGGAAACGGAUCAAAUAAGAGGAAAAUCUCAUGGCAAGAUCCUGUUGCACCUCUCAGAGUCUAAAACAGGAAGAAAAAAAAACUUUCUUCUUCUGCAAGUCAACGUCUCUUGUAACAUAUAAGCUUCACAUCAGUUUAGCUGCAUCGGUUGCUUAUCUUCUCCUUUCAAAAAAACGUUAUCCAAUUGUGGCUUGAAACUUGAAAAACCUUAUCCCUUUCUCAAUUCUUUGAAGUGGCGUUUUAAUAGAAG